ACUAGAAGCGCGCACACACACUCACUCUCUCUCUCUCUCUCUCUCUGCCUGUCUGUCUGUUAUCUUUGUUACUCUCACUAAACAGUACCUCUCAAACUUCCCGAAAUGGGGACUAGGAUCCCAUCACACCAGCUAAGUAACGGCCUUUAUGUCUCGGGCCGGCCAGACCAGCUCAAGGAGAGGCAGCCUACAAUGGGUUCACGGGCAGUACCAUACACCGGCGGUGACGUUAAGAAAUCCGGUGAGCUAGGUAAAAUGUUCGACAUCCCCGUCGGUGAGAACCGCAAUCCUCCACAUUCGAAACCCUCUCGUCACUCCUCGUCCAGCAACAGUGGAUCACUCCGAUCCGGGCCCAGUUCUGGCCCAAUUAAGAAGUCCUCUGGCCCCAUGGCGGUUCCACUCCAGCCCACUGGUCUUAUCACCUCCGGCCCUCUGGUUUCCUACCCAUUGGGGUCUGGCCCACUCCGUCGCUCGGGGCAGCUCGACGGUUCCGGCUCUGUUUCCGGGUCUUCCAAGGUGGUUUAUGGGUCGGCAGUGACGAGUCUGACGGAGGACGUGAAAGUGGGGUUUAGGGUUUCGAGGGCGGUGGUGUGGGUGGUGAUAGUGGCGGUGGCUACGGCGCUCCUUGUCGGUGCGUUCUUGAUGGUGGCGGUUAAAAAGGUCAUAAUCCUGGUGGCUGUGGGGGCUAUUUUGGUGCCUAUUUUUUUGGGGAUCGUCUGGAACUGUGCAUGGGGAAUGCGAGGGUUGUUAGGGUUUGUUAAGAGAUUCCCUGAGACGGAGCUUAGAGGCGCCAUUGAUGGACAGUUCGUGAAGGUCACUGGGGUUGUCACCUGUGGCAGUAUUCCUUUGGAAUCGUCUUACCAGCAAGUUCCUAGGUGUGUAUAUGUUUCCACAGAGUUAUAUGAAUAUAAAGGAUGGGGUGGAAAAUCUGCGAAUCCCAAGCACCGCUGCUUCUCGUGGGGGUCUAGACACUCGGAGAAAUAUGUGGCUGAUUUCUACAUAUCAGACUUUCAGUCUGGGUUAAGAGCAUUAGUUAAAGCGGGCUAUGGAGCUAAGGUUGCACCAUUUAUCAAACCAGCUACAGUAGUUGAUGUAAGGAAGGAGAACAGAGAUUUGUCCCCGGGCUUCUUACAGUGGUUAGCCAAUCGCAGCCUCUCUAACGAUGACCGAAUGAUGCGUCUGAAGGAAGGAUAUAUCAAGGAAGGAAGCACUGUGAGUGUGAUGGGUGUUGUCCGUCGCCAUGAUAGUGUUCUAAUGAUUGUUCCACCACAAGAGCCUGUCUCAACUGGUUGUCAGUGGUUCCGAGGCCUCCUUCCAACCUACGUUGAAGGUCUUGUACUGAUAUGUGAUGAUAAUCAGAAUGCUGAUGUUGUUCCUGUGUAGAUAUUACGUAUCCAUUUUAAUUUGUUUCAAACUUGGUGCUACGAGUACAUAUGAAAAGGACGUAACUGAUGGAAGCUUCGAACACCAUCUGUUCUUGUAAGGGUUCUCAAGUCAAGUGUAUGAAAACGGACGACGCAGAGCUGGAAGACCGAAGAUCAUGCAACAAUCUAUGAUGGUGUUAUGCGUUUGGGAUUCCUACUAGAAUCCACAAGGAGAAAGGGUAAUCCCGCUCAAGGAGUUAGAAUAUGCUGUAUUUUCAUAUAGUCGCCACUAGUUUUGGCUUUCAUGUAUAUACUGCGAGGUUCGUAUGGUUUGAUUGUCUAAAGCUUCCUUGUAAGUAGUAAGGAUCCCAAGUAUGUUUAUGUUGUGCAAGGCAUAUGUGUAGCUGGUGAUGCUACUGUCAUCUUUUCUCUUCACCAAACUAUGGCUUGGAUAGUAUUCCAGUUAUACCAACUAUUGGAUUCUGUA
Tripterygium wilfordii is the source of this 1851-nucleotide messenger RNA. RefSeq lists its product as uncharacterized. The record is from RefSeq and is a predicted model, not a curated record. The coding region runs from base 106 to 1383 and encodes 425 amino acids. The transcript is spliced from 4 exons. NCBI's taxonomy places the organism in Eukaryota, Viridiplantae, Streptophyta, Magnoliopsida, Celastrales, Celastraceae.